CACAGUACCUAGAAUAAUUUAAUGUAUUAACUAUAACUUUAAUUAAUAUUACUCUGAGAUAUUAUUAAUAAAUUCUAGGUGAUUGUUGUUUGUUUUUUAAUUUGCGUAUUACAGGAACUGCUUUACUGGAUCAGUAAUUAAUAAUACAGUAGUACUAAACAAUAAGCGACUGUAGACAGUUUAGGCUCAUGUAUAUUGUUCACAUCAAGGACUAUCUCGGACUUUUAAUUUAGGCCUACCAAGAAGCCAACGUUUUAAGUUGACUGAAAAAGUUGAUGUUGAUCGAACAAUAACACAAGUUUUAGAGUUUCUUGGUCUGAGCGACCCACAAUGGCAGCCACAGCUAAGAAGGAUUCUCCGAAGGAAGUUGCGCCGAAGGAAGACUUCAAGUCCCCCCCGAAGUUUAAAUUUUCUGAUGGUGAAAAGGUCCUCUGUUUUCAUGGUCCUCUAAUUUACAUCGCUAAGUGCAUGCAGACAAGAUACAAUGAGAAGGAGAAGGUCUCUGAGUAUCACAUACAUUACUCGGGAUGGAAUAAAAGUUGGGACGAAUGGGUGCCUGAAAGUCGGGUAUUGAAAUUCAACGAGGCCAAUCUUCAAAAACAAAGAGACCUUCAUAAAGCUCAAAAGAAUGAACCGAAAAACAAAAAGCCCAAAAAGAAUAAGAGCAUUGGCGGGCCAGAAAGUGUGGGGGGCCCAGACAGCAGAUCAUCGACACCUGUCAAUGACAAAGAGAAAGUCACUGUUGGUGAGAAGGAGAAGAAGGCAGCCAUAGCGGCAACAACAGCUGCGGCCACGGCGACUCAGUCCUCCUCUCAGGACUCUGCAAGUGAUGUGCCUAAGAAGAAGAAGGCGCGGACGGAUCCUGCUGUGGAAACGGAAGAACAGUUUCUAUCGAAAGUGGAAAUUAAGGUUAAAAUACCUGAUGAGUUAAAACCAUGGUUGGUCGAUGAUUGGGAGCUGAUUUCAACACAACGCAAACUGUUAAAUUUACCAGCAGCAGUGACCGUUGAUCAAAUUUUGGAUGACUACUACAACACAAAAAUCUCCAGUAAGAGCACAACCCCAAACAAGGAAACAGCUAUAUUGGAGGUAGUUAAUGGUAUCAGAGAAUACUUCAAUGUUAUGCUCGGCACUAAACUACUUUACAAGUUUGAGAGAAUGCAAUAUGCCAAGAUUCUAGCAGCCAAUCCUGACACACCCAUGAGCAAAAUAUAUGGCGCUGUCCAUCUGCUUAGGCUAUUCGUGAAGCUCGGUGGAGUUCUUGCUUACACAGCAUUGGACGAGAAGAGCAUCCAACUACUACUGGUGCACAUCCAUGACUUCUUAAAAUUCCUGCACAAGAAUGCGGCGACGUUGUUCAGCCUGCAGGACUACGGAGUCUCCACUUGCGAUUACCAAAGGAAGAUGGUCCCAAACACUUGUUGGCUCUAUUUCACUUCUAAGUCUAAGCAGGAGAUCUCCCAACAACUUCCCUACGACAGUCCAGAAGGUACAAUGGCCUGUUAGAUGAGGGUGAGUUUAUUCAAGUAUUCUGUUGGUCUGACUUUACAGCUCUAUACUUCAAACUCUUCCACUGUGUGUGUGUCUUGCAUGUCUUUAAAAAAAACUCAAAUCCAUCUUAAAAAUUGCUAUCAGUGUUUGUGUUAUCAAGACUUUGAGAAAAAAAUGUUUACCAAAGAUGGCCUUUGUUGGCCUGCAGUUUUUAUGAAUGAGAAACACUUUGGAGUAAGAUAUUUUAUCCAUAUUUUUCUACAAGUUGUUUUGCAGUUAUUUUUAGACUUACUGUAUUUCUAUACUUAUUAUAUUCUUUAUCAUUGUGAUAUUUUUAGGUGUUUGAGUUUUAUGUCUUUUAUUGCAUGUGUAUUACAAAAUGAAGUGUCCAUAUUUAUUAUUUAUCCAAAAAAGGCAAAGAAGAAAAUAUUUGUCUUCUUCCUCUGCACUAUUAUAAAAAGUAGAAAAACAUGCAAAUCCUUGUUAAAAGUGGACUUUUAUUGAAAACUAGCUGGCCCAACAGACGUCGCCCUGUCCUAAUGUGGUUUUAUGUCAAAUACUCGUUCAUUUUCAAGAUGAGCUCGUUCGCAUGGCUCAAUCACGUCCUGGUUGAAGUUCGUUCGCUAUGCUCACUCACCUUUAGGUUGGAGCUCGUUUGCUGCACUCACUUGCCUUCAGGUUAGCUCAUUCGCUACGCUAACUCGCCUCCAGGUUGAAGUUUGUUCGCUACGCUCACUCACCUUUUGGUUGCAAAUUAGAUGUUGUCAUGAAUUAAAAAAAUAAUAGUGCUGCACUCUGUUAGUAAACCUACUAACUUUUUAAUGGUUUUGAACAUCACAGAAUCUAAUUGUUUAGUUUAACCAGCUGUUA
Messenger RNA from Macrosteles quadrilineatus (aster leafhopper), 2361 nucleotides. Its product is annotated as mortality factor 4-like protein 1. Gene Ontology annotation, biological process: chromatin organization; regulation of DNA-templated transcription. NCBI's taxonomy places the organism in Eukaryota, Metazoa, Arthropoda, Insecta, Hemiptera, Cicadellidae. The record is from RefSeq and is a predicted model, not a curated record. Bases 331 to 1506 code for a protein of 391 amino acids. The transcript has 12 exons. Gene Ontology annotation, cellular component: NuA4 histone acetyltransferase complex; nucleus.